CGUGCCCCACACGCCGAGUGGCGGGGAGGUGACGGUAACCGCCUUCCUAUUUCCGCCCGGCCGGCAGCGCUGCGGUGCGUGCCAGCGGAGAGGUGCUGGGUCCUCCCUCCGCCCGCCCGCGCCGGGGGCCGGCCCUGCCUCGCCCGCGCCUUUUUCCCCCGCAGCGCGGCGCCGCUCCGCCACUCGGGCACCGCAGGUAGGGCGGGAGGCUGGAGCGCCUGCUGCCCGCUCGCCCGUAAAAUGGUCACCUCGGCUGGACAGCUCGUCCUGUUGGCGCUGGGUGUCGUGUUGGCCAUGUGCCAAGCCCUGGAGAACAGCACGUCCUCCCAGAGUGCAGACCCGCCCAUGGCCGCAGCAGUGGUGUCUCAUUUUAACGAGUGCCCAGAUUCCCACACGCAGUUCUGUUUCCAUGGAACCUGCAGGUUUCUGGUGCAGGAGGACAAGCCAGCAUGUGUCUGCCAUUCUGGGUACGUGGGUGCACGUUGUGAGCACGCGGACCUCCUGGCCGUGGUGGCUGCCAGCCAGAAGAAGCAGGCCAUCACCGCCUUGGUGGUGGUCUCCAUCGUGGCCCUGGCUGUCCUCAUCAUUGCAUGUGUGCUGAUACACUGCUGCCAGGUCCGGAAACACUGUGAGUGGUGCCGGGCCCUUGUCUGCCGGCACGAGAAGCCCAGCGCCCUCCUGAAGGGAAGGACCACUUGCUGCCACUCAGAAACAGUGGUCUGAAGAGCCCAGAGGAGGAGCUUGGCCGGGGGGCUGUGGCAGCCCAAUGAAGAAAGGCCUUCUUGAGGACAGGACCGCCAGAGGGGCCUGGACGUGCUGGCAGACCUUCCCUACUCCGCCUGUGAUCGCCCGCACAACCUUUUUGUCUUCUCUGGGCCUUUCAAACUCUGUCAAGAACUCUGUCUGCUUGGGGUUAUUUGGUGUGACCUAGAGGAGCCAUCAGUGGGCCACAAUUUAAAGACUGGUCAAAAAAGAACUGCAAAGAGGUGGCCUCCUGUUUACCUAGAUAAGGUGUGUGCGUCGGUUGGUGUCUGAGUCCAGGUGUAUGCAGCUGUCUUCCGCCAGUCACGGAUUCCGGGCUGUAUUUCUUUCUCAUGGGACACCUCCCCACAACAGAAUCCUGCCCAACAUGGGAGAUUUCUGUAGUUGUUACCGUUUUCUCUCAUCUGCAUAUCGGGGAAGAAAGUGGAGAAGGAGAAACUGCCUAUUGUUACAUGAAGGCACCAACUUCAAGACGAGCCAUGUCCUCUGGCCACAGGACCCUCAGCCAGCCUAGCAUCUUCCACGGACACGUGAUGUUGAAGACCGUCCCGUGCUGUUGCCACCCUCAGAGAUAAUUUCUUAUUUAUUAGAUGGAGAAUGGUUUUAUUUUUAAUCUCUUAAGUCAGACAUCUACAUUAAUGACGUAUGUACUGCUAUACUGAUUACAAAUGUCUGGCCUCUUUGACACGGAUCAGGCUUUGGAAAAGCCUUCCGGGGGUGUGGAGAUGGAACCAAAGGAGGAGUUACUGAUAGGAGCAAAGAUGGGGGUUCAGAGGUCAUGCCAUUUAAGACAUAAAGCAGGCAAAUGCCCUGAUCCAUUCUGGCAGAGAAGUUAGCAAAUCCAGUAGCAGGGGUCUGUCCCCUCUGUUGGGGGAGAGAGGAAGAGAGUGCCUGUGUGUGUCUGCACAGUAUAAACACAAUACUUGCUAUACUGCUCAGUGAUUAAAUGGAUUUACUUCCUCAUGAGCUCUCUGAGAGGAUGUUAGAAAUUGUCUAUGGCCAUACCACCCUGAACACGCUCAGUCUCGUCUGAUCUCGGAAGCUAAGCAGGGUCGGGCCUGGUUAGUACUUGAGUGGGAGAAGUAGAGCCUUAGCAAGGAGCCGUGGGCAUUUGAGGCCAAGUUCAUUAAAGACGGACCAGUCAGUCAUUUAUUUUCCAUUUUGUUGCUCGGUUGGCUUGUUGCUUUAUUUUUAAAAGGAGAAAUUUAACU
Molecule: messenger RNA, 1973 nt
Organism: Lemur catta (Ring-tailed lemur)
Lineage: Eukaryota; Metazoa; Chordata; Mammalia; Primates; Lemuridae
Gene: TGFA
Product: transforming growth factor alpha
Exons: 6
Coding region: 241-723 (160 amino acids)
Biological process (GO): positive regulation of cell population proliferation; epidermal growth factor receptor signaling pathway; positive regulation of mitotic nuclear division
Source: RefSeq, a predicted model, not a curated record